CGAUGAACUCUUAUCAUGGAACAUCAGUGUACCAAUUUUCAUUGUUAGAGGACCCACCAUAAGCAAGUUAUAGGCACAAACACAUUUUACAAGUUUUUAUUGCCUGAGGCUGUUUGUUGUUGUUUACAAACUUGUAAUGUUUACAUUUUGAUACUAAUGAUGGGUUGUAUAUGUGUACAAAGUUUUAUCACUCUGGGUAUUAGCUUUACCCAGUUAGCACACUUUAUUUGUCUCUAUAAUAAUGUAUUGCCUGGGGCUAUUUGUUGUUGUUUACAUGUAAACAAAAUUGUUUACGAAGAAAUA
Geodia barretti is the source of this 303-nucleotide messenger RNA. NCBI's taxonomy places the organism in Eukaryota, Metazoa, Porifera, Demospongiae, Tetractinellida, Geodiidae. The record is from the annotation of a GenBank genome assembly.